AUGGAUAUUCACUGCAAAGCAGACCCCUUUUCGGCCAUGCACCGGCACGGAGGUGUGAACCAGCUAGGCGGGGUGUUUGUGAAUGGCAGACCCCUACCUGACGUAGUGAGGCAAAGAAUCGUAGAGCUUGCACAUCAAGGAGUGAGGCCCUGUGACAUCUCUAGGCAACUACGGGUCAGUCAUGGCUGCGUCAGCAAAAUUCUGGGCAGAUACUACGAGACCGGCAGUAUAAAACCAGGAGUUAUUGGGGGAUCCAAACCAAAAGUCGCAACUCCAAAGGUUGUGGAUAAAAUAGCGGACUACAAGAGGCAGAACCCCACCAUGUUCGCUUGGGAGAUUAGAGACAGACUUUUAGCAGAGGGUGUUUGCGACAAUGACAGUGUUCCAAGUGUUUCAUCAAUUAACAGGAUCAUCAGAACUAAAGUCCAGCAGCCCUUCCAUCCAUCUCCAGAUGGAACAUCUCUGUCGACACCAGGCCACACCAUAGUACCAAGUACAGCAUCCCCGCCUGUAACCAGCGCUUCCAACGAUCCUGUUGGGUCAUACUCCAUCAACGGCAUUCUGGGUAUUCCCAGAUCGAAUGGUGAAAAGAGGAAACGAGAUGAAGAUGGUUCAGAUGGUUCAGGCCCAAACAGUGAUUCUCAGGGUAGUGUGGACAGUUUACGGAAACACCUGAGGGCCGAUGCCUUCACUCAGCAGCAGCUGGAAGCUCUGGACCGGGUAUUUGAGCGUCCUUCAUACCCCGACGUCUUCCCCACAUCGGAGCACAUCAAACCAGAACAGGCUAAUGAGUAUUCCCUCCCUGCCCUGAACCCUGGCCUGGAUGAAGUAAAGCCCUCCAGUACCAACCCAGACCUGGGCCCCAGCGUUUCACAAAGCUACCCUGUAGAAGCCCUCAUCCAUCCAUCCUCAGCCUGCGUAAAGCCAGAGCCAUAUGAGGCCUCCAAGGCUCCUUUCACCCCCUCCUCCUCCUCCUCCUCCUCCCUGGCAGGCCUGGGCCUGGUGGACUUCCAGCCCUGCCACCCUGCCCUCUCACUAGAGGCCCCAGCCCAUUCAUACAGUGGCCACCAUGGCCCCCUCUACGGCCAGUAUGCAAGCCAGCCUAUUCUAGCAGGUCGGGAUAUGGCCAACACAACCCUACCUGGGUAUCCCCCUCAUGUCCCUCCGACAGGCCAGGGCAGUUACCCCACCUCAACACUUGCUGGAAUGGUUCCUGGGAGUGAAUUUUCGGGGAACCCCUACAGUCAUCCACAGUACACAACCUACAACGAAGCCUGGCGCUUCAGCAAUCCAGCAUUACUAAGUUCCCCUUACUAUUAUAGUGCCGCAUCCAGAGGGUCCGCCCCCCCCACUGCUGCCACAGCCUAUGACCGCCACUAGUUACCAUGGAAACCAAAUAAACCUACAGGACCAUGGCUUCAGCCUCCAUGUUGCCCCAGUGUGAAGGGCAUGUUCUACGGGAACGAGGGCAGCUCUACAACAUGUCACACACACUCUACACAACAAACAACUCAUCAUUGGAAGAUUCCUUACUGUGGAGCUGCAGUCAAACUCCUAUUCUUCAAUCUGAAAGACUGUACAUUAUCAGAGAAGCUGAAUGACACAAUAUAUACAUUAUACAGAGGUAACAAAAAAAAGACCAGGAUUUAUUCUUUUUUUACUCUCCCUUUAGUGGUUGUCCCUCUCUUUUUCUUCUUUAUGGACCAAUACAUUCCUUUUCUUGACUGAUCUUGACGAGGACGCUGUCCUAAGAUUACAGUGGCAGCCCUUCUUCUACAUCUCUCCUAUUGUAUUCCAGGGGUGGUGCAUGAGAUCCAUGCAGAGGACAUGUGGGCUGCAGCCAGGUUAUUUGUUCCCAUUCAUACUGUCAUUUGUAACCAACCAAACUUGCAGCAUGAAUAAAUCAAUUGCUUUUUUUAUGAUGCCAUGAGAAGAUUAUUAGGGCAAGUUCUCUGUGAUACACAAUCAGAUGUAAAAAAGAAAAAUAAGUGACAAUACAUAAAAAUAACACCUGAAUUGAAAAUAGAGGAACAAAGAAAUGUCAUGGUCUUCUAUUUACACGGUUUUAAAAAGUAGAAAAUCAAUUCCUAAAGAUUUUUAUUUUGUUUCUAUUAUUGAUACAUUGUGCUGAACUACUGACAGUUUGGAUUUAGUUGUAAUAUUUCUUAUUUGUCAGAAUACUGGAGGUGAUCAAACAAUUAAAUUAUUUUGCACUAUGUUGGUGGUUUUUAACACUGGAACUGUAUAUGCAGACUAUGACGAUGCCUUUAUGUAUUGUUUUACAGUGUAUUGUAUGGUAUUGGUAUGAAGAGCCAUUUGGUGAAGAAUAACUAAACCAUUACUUAAUGACUGUAUAAUAUUUUGGUUGUGAAAGGCACUUAUUUAUGAUUUCUAAAAUGCUGUCGCUUCAUCAUUUCCUUAAUUUCACUGAGUUCUCUCAAGAUGCUUUUGGAACAACUUAGCUUUCUAUUUCACCAAACCCUGGGAGUUUUAUUUUGUUACUGUUUUAACAUACACUAUCCACACAUAUUGAACACAUUUAUUUAACAUUUUAAGUUGACAUAAGUCUUUGGCAUUUAAGAUAUAUCACCUUUUGCAAUCAACCACUCUAUGAACAAAAACAUAACAAGUUAUGUAAUUUAUCAAAAAUAUUGUUCUUCCACAAAAUUCUUAUAUUGCCAUCAUAUCUUAAGUCUGAAAGGACAGGUCAAAGAUUUCAGUGAAAAACAGGGCAAAAAAAUGAGUAAAUGAUUGCCUUAAACGUGUGUUUUCCUCAGAUUUCAACUUUCUUGCAUGUUUCUGCUUAGACAUCAUGUCACUUACCCAGUUAGUCAGUCUGAAAUUACAUUAACUCUAACCUAAAACAAUGGGUACCAUCAUCAGACAUACCAUACCUGUCAAGUGAAUGUACUUUUUAUCGCGUUUGCCAAAGACUUAGUUCUUGUUAAUGUUUAUUUACAGCCUGCAUAUGCAUUCUGAGAGCAGUAUUAUAGGAAAACACAUUGUCCAUUAGGAAAGUAUAUGUAUAAAUUCUAUGCAGUGCAGAUGGUCAUCAUUAUGCAUAUUUAGCUGUAAACCUAAAGGUAGGUGGAAUUUAUUUAAUGUUAUGUUAUUUACAAAUUGUUUAUUUGUAGAAAGAUUUUGUGUGACUUGAAGACACUUCUUCUCUGUAAAUAUGGUAUUAUCACGUUCAUAUGCUGGCCUCACUUGUACAUUUCAAUAAUAA
This is a messenger RNA of Hypomesus transpacificus, 3226 nucleotides long. Its product is annotated as paired box protein Pax-2a-like. Gene Ontology annotation, molecular function: RNA polymerase II cis-regulatory region sequence-specific DNA binding; DNA-binding transcription factor activity, RNA polymerase II-specific. NCBI's taxonomy places the organism in Eukaryota, Metazoa, Chordata, Actinopteri, Osmeriformes, Osmeridae. The transcript has 11 exons. Bases 1 to 1380 code for a protein of 459 amino acids. Gene Ontology annotation, biological process: anatomical structure development; regulation of transcription by RNA polymerase II. The record is from RefSeq and is a predicted model, not a curated record.